Molecule: messenger RNA, 363 nt
Organism: Melampsora larici-populina 98AG31
Lineage: Eukaryota; Fungi; Basidiomycota; Pucciniomycetes; Pucciniales; Melampsoraceae
Exons: 4
Coding region: 1-363 (120 amino acids)
Source: RefSeq, a predicted model, not a curated record
AUGAAAAACAUGAAUCUUCCUAUACUCUUUCUCGUAAUCCUUGCCACAAGUUUGAUUCAAGUCAUCGUUUCUGAUUGGAAUACAUGUUCUACAUGGACUUGGAAACCUAACAAGAAUACAGUCAAUGGGAAAUCAAGUCAUGCUGGUAAUUGUAAUGGACGUUAUUGUCCAGUUUGUAGUAGUAAUAGUACUUAUGGUACUGGUGAUAAUUGUAUUUCAGAAGGUAAAACUCAAGCUAGUAUUCAAUGUUUUACUUAUGAUACCAAAGCCCAAACUUGCAUUGAUGGUCAAAGUAAACAAUACACUUGUCAAGGCUUUGAAAAACUUAUGCAAUGUGAUGCUACUGCUUGUGAUUACAAUUAG